AUGGCUACUCGACCGGCAGGAAAGGCCGGCACAUGGUAUCCCCGAGCGCUCCCCGAGCUCGACGGCCAGCUCGACGGAUAUCUCGCCGCCGUCCCCCAGACGGUCAACGGCAGCUCCCUGCCGAUCCCCGGGGCCAGGAUCAUCAUCGCCCCCCACGCCGGCUACGACUACUCGGGAAAAUGCGCGGCCUGGGCCUACGCCUGCCUCGACCUCAGCAACGCGAAGCGUGUCUUCCUCCUCGGGCCCUCGCACACAUACUACCUGGAGGGGUGCGCCGUCACGACGUACGCAAAGUAUGCCACUCCGUAUGGCGAUUUUACCGUGGACAGGAGCACGAUCCGGCAGGUCAAGGAGGCGGGCGAGAUGGCAGACAUCCCCCCGUCGUCGGACCGGGACGAGCACUCCCUCGAAAUGCACCUGCCGUACCUCCACAGACGCUGCGGUAGCACCUUUUCCUCCCCCGACGCCUUCCCGACCAUCGUGCCCAUCCUGGUGGGGGACAACGACCAGGCCGAGGAGAAGGCUUUUGGCAGGAUCCUCGCCCCCCACCUCAAAGACCCGGCGAACGUCUUCAUCAUCAGCUCGGAUUUCUGCCACUGGGGCCAGCGCUUCUCCUACAUGCCGUACUGCGCCGGCAACGACAUCGGCAAGCUGAGGAGGCUCAGCAGGGCGGAGGCUUCCCCGACGGGACCCCCCAUCCACGAGACGAUUCGAUUGCUCGACGAGGCUACCAUGGAAGCCGUCGUGAGCGGCAAGUAUGACGCCUUUGCCGAGAACAUCAAGGAGACCAAGAACACCGUCUGCGGCAGACACCCGAUCGGAGUUGCCAUGGCCGCGCUGGAGCAUCUCGCGGGAGAAUCCGACGACGAGUCGAGGCACCGCUUCAAAGUCGUGCUCUACGACCGCAGCAACCUGGUGCAACGACCAAACGACUUUAGCGUCAGCUAUGUCUCCGCCCCAAACCCCCCCUUUUUCAUUCGAUGGCCAGUCGUCACAAUCAUCAACAUCAUUCUACCACCUAACCAACCUCCCACUCCCGCAAUCCUCGGAUCACCAACCGUCGACCACGCGGAAGCAUCGACCGUCGUCGAAAACGUCCCUUUCCCUCCAGCCUUCGAGCCGAACCGACUCGCAUACAUCACCGCUCGACCGACCGACGGCAGCGCGAGCCAUCGCGCUCCCCAUUUCAUCAUGAGUGUUCGUGUUUCACCUCUGGUCUCCCUACUGUUCGCAUACGGCGGUCCGGCGAACCCCUACGAUCAGCGGGACAACGGCCCCCAGUAUGGCGCUCCCGCCCAGCAGCAGCCUCACUACGGCCAAGGCCCCUCGUACGGUGGCCAUGGCUAUGAUCAGAACGCGCCCGCGCACGGUGGCUAUGGAGGCGGCACCGUCGAGAUGGCUCCCCUGGCCCAGAAUGCUGGCUCCAUGGCCGGCAGCGACCCCAACGGCAUCCUCAACGAGUGCAGGGACAUUGAUCGUGGCAUUGACGAGAUUGACCGCAACCUUGACCAGCUCCGCAUGAUCCAGACGCGGACCCUGGACGACGCCGACAGUUCGGCAUCGAGCGCCAACAACCGUCAUCUCGACGCCCUCUCCUCGGAAACGAUGGCCCUCUACCGCAGCCUGACGGAGCGUGUCCGGAGCGUCAAGUCGAACCCCGAUUCGCGCACUCCCAAGAACAACCCCCAGGUCGGCCGAGUCGACCGCCGGCUAAAGGCCGCCAUUCAGCAGUACCAGCAAGUCGAGUCCCAGUUCCGAAAGCGCACCCAGGACCAGAUGGCCCGCCAGUACCGCAUCGUGCGCCCCGACGCUUCCGAGGACGAGGUUCGCGCGGCGGUCGAGGACACCAGCAACGGCCAGGUCUUCUCCCAGGCCUUGAUGCAGAGCGACAGGCAGGGACGCGCGCGCGCAGCCCUCUCUGCCGUUCAGGAUCGCCACCAAGCGCUGGUCAAGAUUGAGCAGCAGAUGGUUGAGCUGUCUCAGCUGUUCCAGGACAUGGACACGCUCGUCGUCCAGCAGGAGGCUGCCGUCAUGCAGAUUGAGCAAAAAGGUGAGGAGGUCGUCGACAACCUGGACAAGGGCAACGAGGAGAUGGGAGUCGCCGUCAACACGGCUCGCAAGACGAGAAAGAAGAAGUGGAUCUGCCUGGGAAUCAGCGUGGCCAUCAUCAUCGUUGUCAUCAUCAUCGUCCUCAUCUACAUCUUUGUCAUCCGCGGCACGACCGGAGGAAACAAAGCCAAGCGAGACGUCAUCGAGAAUAUCGCCAUACCGGUUGCCGACGCCCUCGCGGACCAUGUGCGAGAAGGUGCUGACACAAUCGCCUCGGACCAGAUGGCCCUGGUCCACCAGCGUCUUCAUAUUCCGCAAAUACAAUGA
Messenger RNA from Drechmeria coniospora, 2376 nucleotides. Its product is annotated as DUF52 domain-containing protein. NCBI's taxonomy places the organism in Eukaryota, Fungi, Ascomycota, Sordariomycetes, Hypocreales, Ophiocordycipitaceae. The coding region runs from base 1 to 2376 and encodes 791 amino acids. The transcript is spliced from 6 exons. The record is from RefSeq and is a predicted model, not a curated record. Gene Ontology annotation, cellular component: membrane. Gene Ontology annotation, biological process: vesicle-mediated transport.